AUGGCCGCCCCACAGGAGUUGGCUGAGCGUCCCAAGACGGAGGACAAGGUCUACAUCGACAUCGACGUCGGCGCCGACGAGCCCUCGACCCAGGGCACCGAGUCCUCCCCCUUCAAGUCCCUCGCCGCCGCCUACAUCGCCAACAACGAGUCCGUCACAUCGCGUCACUUCCUCACCCGCGCCUCCAAGACGGGUGACGACGAGGCCGCUCGCCUCGAGUGGAAGGAGCCUGCAAAGAGCGCCGUGAAAAAGGCCCAGUCCGCCCUCGACGCCCACCGCAAGAAGCUCGUCAAGCAGGCCCAGAUCGAGGCCAAGGAGGAGGAGCAGAAGAAGGCCCGCCAGCAGGCCCUCGAGGCUGCCAAGCAGAUCGUCAUCAAGGAGGACGAGUCCCUUCCCGAGGCGAAGCGCAUCACCAUCGCCGACAAGACCGUCGUGCUGGGCGAGGGCGAUACGAAGGGCGACCGCGUCAAGAUUGCCGGCCGCAUUCACAGGCUGCGCGCCCAGAAGCAGGCCACCUUCAUCACCCUCGUCGACGGCUACGGACACCUCCAGUGCGUGCUCCAGGCCGGCGACCUCACAAAGACGUACGACGCCCUUACCUUUGCCCAGGGAACCUCCCUUUGGGUCUAUGGCGAGCUCAAGAAGGUCCCUGAGGGCCAAACCGCCCCGGAUAACCGUGAACUUCACGUCGACUACUACAAGGUCAUUGGCACGUCGCCCACGGACGAAGAUGCCAUCACCAACAAGGUCUCGCUGCUGCAGAACCAGUGGGACUCCCAGAUGCUGGACAACCGCCACCUGGUUCUCCGCGGUGACAACGCCUCCGCGAUCAUGAAGAUCCGCGCCGCCGUCGAGUGGGCCUUCACCAAGACCUACAAGGACCUCAAGAUCACAAAGGUCUCUCCCCCGGCCCUGGUCCAGACCCAGGUCGAGGGCGGUUCCACGCUCUUCUCCGUCCCCUACUACGACGAGGCUGCCUACCUCACCCAGUCCUCCCAGCUGUAUCUCGAGACCGUCCUCCCCAGCUUGGGAAGCGUCUACUGCAUCGAAAAGUCCUUCCGUGCGGAGCGCAGCUUGACCCGCAGACAUUUGUCCGAGUACACUCAUGUCGAGGCGGAGCUCGACUUCAUCGAGUUUCCCGACCUGCUCGCCCAUCUCGAGGAGGUCAUGUGCCGCGUCAUCGACAAUGUCCUCGCCGACGAGGAAAUCGCCGCCUACGUCAAGGAGCUCAACCCCGACUUUAAGAAGCCCGUCCGCCCCUUCCUGCGCAUGAAGUACACCGACGCCAUCGACUGGCUCAACGCCCAAGACCCCCCCAUCCUCAACGAGGACGGCGAGACCCACAAGUUUGGCGACGACAUUGCCGAGGCCGCCGAGCGCAGGAUGACCGACAUCAUCAACAAGCCCAUCUUCCUCACCCACUUCCCCACAGAGAUUAAGGCCUUCUACAUGAAGAAGGACCCCAACGACCCGCGCGUCACCGAGAGCGUCGACUGCCUGAUGCCCGGUGUCGGAGAGAUUGUUGGUGGUUCCAUGAGAAUGGAGGGCUACGACGAGCUCCUCGCCGCCUACGACAGAGAGGGAAUCCCGUCAAAGGACUACUACUGGUACACUGACCAGAGAAAGUACGGAACCUCCCCCCACGGCGGCUACGGUCUCGGCCUCGAGCGCUUCCUGGCCUGGUUGGCCAACCAGCACACCGUCCGUACGACAUGCUUGUACCCCCGCUACAUGGGACGUUGCAAGCCUUAG
Colletotrichum tamarilloi is the source of this 1752-nucleotide messenger RNA. RefSeq names its product asparaginyl-tRNA synthetase. Gene Ontology annotation, biological process: asparaginyl-tRNA aminoacylation. The record is from RefSeq and is a predicted model, not a curated record. NCBI's taxonomy places the organism in Eukaryota, Fungi, Ascomycota, Sordariomycetes, Glomerellales, Glomerellaceae. Bases 1 to 1752 code for a protein of 583 amino acids. Gene Ontology annotation, molecular function: ATP binding; asparagine-tRNA ligase activity; nucleic acid binding. Gene Ontology annotation, cellular component: cytoplasm. The transcript has 2 exons.